AUGGUCGUUCGUUUCCGUGUAUCAAUUGGUGGCUCUUCAGAUUGUCGAACCUUUGGAACACUUUAUUGCAUACCUUACAUACGUAAUUUUUCACCGGUAUCGAAUGAAGGCGAUGAGGCAAUAAAAGCAGCAAUAAGAUAUGGCGGCGAAAUAAGGACUGUGGUUGAUGACGGGAAAGCAAUCAAAAAAUGGUUCGAAUGUACGGUAUGCAAUAAACCAUUCAAAUGGUCCAGCGAUCUGCAGAGACAUAAAUUGAUGCACGGAAAAGAACGACCAUUCAAAUGUCACGUGUGCAAUAAAACAUUCAAAGAGUCUCGCGUUCUGAAGAAUCACAAUUUGACGCACAGAAACGAACGACCAUUCAGAUGUUACGUGUGCAGUGCAACAUUCAGAAGGUCGGACAAUUUAAAGAGACACUGUUUGACUUACGGAAAACUGAGGAGACACAAUUUGACGCAUGGAAACGUUCGGUUAUUCGAAUGUGGAAUUUGUGGUAGGAAAUUCAAUCAGAAAGCUAAAAACAUUUCGCUAAAAGAGCUCGCCGAAUUCCUCAUUCAGCCAUUUUUCGAUCAUGUAUCUGUCAUAUUAUUUGAUAGAGCUUGUUUUGCCGCUGUACGUUGCGCAAAUAACGGUAUAAACAAAUCAUUUUGGGUUAUUUCAAAUGAAGGCGAUGAGGCAAUAAAAGUAGCAAUAAAAAAUGACGCCGGAAUUGAGGCUAUGGCAAGUGACAGUAAAGCAAACGAAAAACGGUAUAAGUGUGAAGAAUGCAAUAAGCAAUUCGGAUCUUCAGGCAAUGUGAAACGCCAUAAGGUGAUACAUGCCGAUGAAAAAAAUUACAUAUGUAAGAAUGGCCCGUACAUGGUCAGUACUAUUCAUGGCAAAAUGGAUAACAUUGUUGUGACGGUAUCAAACGAUCAGCGAAUACAAGAAGGGAUAGAGAAGGAGGGCAAAAUAAAGACUGUGACUAAUAACAGUGAAGUAAACAAAAAACGGUACCAAUGUAAGGUAUGCGGUGUGCUAUUCGCACGUUCAGGUACUCUAGCAAACCAUAAGAUGAUACAUAUCGAUGAAAAAAAUUACAAAUGUGAGAUAUGCAAUAAAACAUUCAAAUGGUCCGGUAAUCUGAAGAAACACAAUUUGACCCACGGAAACGUACGACCAUUCAAAUGUCACGUGUGCAAUAAAGCAUUCAAACGGUCCGACGAAUUGAAGAAACACAUAUUAACGCAUGGAAACGUGCGGCCAUUCGAAUGUAAAGUAAGUGGUUGGAAUUUCACUCAGAAACGUAAUUUGAAUAGAAAUAUGAAAAUGCAUGAAAGUUCAGGUGAAAGGCUUGCGGUAUCAAAUGAAGGCGAUGAGGCAAUACAAGCAGCAAUAAGUAAUAACGACGAAAUAAGGACUGUGUCUGAUGACGGGAAUUCAAUCAAAAAAUGGUUCGAAUGCAAGAUAUGCAAUAAACCGUUCAAAUGGUCCUGCGAUCUGGAGAGACAUAAAUUGAUGCACGGAAACGAAAAAUUCAAAUGUGAAGUGUGCGAUAAAGCAUUCAAUCAGAAUUCACAUCUGAAGAGACACAAAUUCACGCACGGAAACGAACGACCAUUCAAAUGUGAAGUGUGCGAUAAAGCAUUCAAUCAGAAUUCACAUCUGAAGAGACACAAAUUCACGCACGGAAACGAACGACCAUUCAAAUGUGAAGUAUGCGAUAAAGCAUUCAAUCAGAAUUCAAAUCUGAAGAAACACAAAUUGACGCACGGAAACGAACGACCAUUCAAAUGUUACAUGUGCAAUAAAACAUUCAAACGGUCCGGCGAUUUGAAGAAACACAAUUUGGUGCACAGGAACGAACGGCCAUUCGAAUGUCACAUGUGUAAUAAAACAUUCAAGGGGUCCCUCGUUCUGACGAGACACAAUUUGACUCACGGAAACGAACGGCCAUUCAAAUGUUACGUGUGCAAUAAAGCAUUCAAAUGGUCCGGCAAUCUAAGGGAACACCAAUUGACGCACGGAAACGAACGACCAUUCGAGUGCCACAUGUGCAAAAAAAUAUUCAAAGGAUCCGGGAGUUUGAAGAGACACGUAUCGAUGCACGGAAACGAACGACCAUUUAAAUGUCACAUGUGCAAUAAAACAUUCAAAGUAUCCCAAAAUCUGAAGAUGCACAUAUUGACGCAUGGAAACGAACGACCAUUUAAAUGUCACAUGUGCAAUAAAACAUUCAAAGUAUCCCAAAAUCUGAAGAUGCACAUAUUGACGCAUGAAAACGGGCGGCCAUUCGAAUGUGAA
Cercopithifilaria johnstoni is the source of this 2283-nucleotide messenger RNA. The record is from the annotation of a GenBank genome assembly. NCBI's taxonomy places the organism in Eukaryota, Metazoa, Nematoda, Chromadorea, Rhabditida, Onchocercidae.